AGGGGAUGGGGUGAGAUUGGCUUUCCUUUUCUAUGCAUCUCCCUAUCCCUAGAAUAGAAGUGGACUACCCCAGACGUUUUGCUGCUUGUGAAAUAAAAGAAAAUACUUUAAAAAAUUAAAAGGGUACUAGUUCACCUUUUCUGGUUCCUGGAAAAGGGGAAGGGACACCGUACUUUCGACUUUGUGACUCAACUUUGACUCUAAAAGUCGAGCUGAUCAACGACCCCACUUGCAAAGCCAGCGCUGUGUUCCAAAAGACAAUCCGCUCCCUAUAUAUUUAGGGAUCGUCGUUUUCCCAGGCACAUUCCAGUGUCCGAGACGGCCCAAAAGAUUGCUAAAACUAAGAUCAAACUUAGCCUCGGAGAUAAAGAAUAAGACACGUCUAAACCCUUUCCUGCCCCUUUAAGAAGGGCUGGUCCGAGGCCAGCUAAUGGAGCGUGACUCAGCAUCUUUUGCCGAGCUUGGCUUUGUGCAGAUUCUAGAAAAUCUGCUCCAUCAAUCGCUCCCUGCUUUGGUUGUGCCUUGACCCGCAGCUUUUCCGACAUGCCUGGCGAGUACACCCUCACCUAUUUCCCUGUUCGAGGCCGUGGAGAAUCCAUACGCAUGCUGCUGGCUGAUCAGGGACAGGAGUGGACAGAGGAUGUGGUGAAUGGGGAGAUUUGGCAGAAGGGAGAUCUCAAGAAAUUAUGUGCCUUUGGCCAACUGCCGAGAUUCCAGGAUGGGAAUUUUAUAUUGCAUCAGUCUAAUGCUAUUCUGCGCCACUUGGCUAGGAAUCACGGACUCUAUGGUGAAGAUGCAAAGGAAGCAGCGCUGCUGGACAUGGUGAAUGAUGGUGUGGAGGACCUGCGAAUUAAAUAUGCCCGCUUAAUCUACCACAACUAUGAAUCUGGCAAAGCUGCUUACAUUGAGGCCCUGCCAGCUGAGUUGGCCCCUUUUGAGAAGCUCUUGGCUCAGAACGAUGGAGGGAAAGGCUUCAUUGUAGGCAAACAGAUCGGCUUUGCAGACUAUAAUCUGCUUGACAGUCUACAUGCUCAUUUGGUCCUGGCACCCAAUUGCUUGGCUUCCUUUCCUUUGCUGGCUGGUUAUGUGCAGCGCCUUAAUGACCGGCCACUUCUCAAGAAUUUCCUGGAAUCAGAUGCCCGUAAGAAACGUUUCAUCAAUGGGAAUGGCAAGCAGUAAAGCUACUUACUUUUCUAGGAUGCAAGUUUGUAGUUUUGUAGAUCUAACAAAGCUAGUUUUAAAAAAGGCUUGUAUCUCUCUGCUGGGGAAGGAAAAUCAUGAAAACUGCAGGAAUGGAAAGCUUUUACAGCCCAGGAAAGAUGUUUAGCACCUGGUGUCUGGUUGGAUUAGAGUAGCAAUAAUGCUAAAAUCACUUGUUGGUGAUGGUAGAUACACUUUUGCAAAAGAAUAAAAUCCAGUUCUGCAAAACCUGAUUCAUGGUGCAGCUAUGACACAGGAAUGAGAAUGUACCAUUUCAGGAUUAAAGAUUGCCGGAAGUGCUGAUUUUUUUGUUUUAUCUGGAUCUGAUAUUGAAUUCUACAAUAAAAUGGAGAAAAUAUCCUAUUAGGUCAGUUUGAUUAAAAUAAUUUCAACAACCA
This is a messenger RNA of Crotalus tigris (Tiger rattlesnake), 1598 nucleotides long. RefSeq names its product glutathione S-transferase pi 1 (gene GSTP1). Gene Ontology annotation, molecular function: glutathione transferase activity. Gene Ontology annotation, cellular component: cytosol. The transcript has 8 exons. The record is from RefSeq and is a predicted model, not a curated record. NCBI's taxonomy places the organism in Eukaryota, Metazoa, Chordata, Lepidosauria, Squamata, Viperidae. Gene Ontology annotation, biological process: glutathione metabolic process. Bases 544 to 1179 code for a protein of 211 amino acids.